AAAACAUGGCCGAGCCAGAGCCGUUGGUCCGAGGUCUGAUAAUCCUCAUGACGUGCUUUCUCCUCUUCCACCAGAGCUCGCCGGCGGCGAUCGCACCAACACCACCAGCAGGCAUCCUCUGCAUCCCCGGCGAGCGGGACGCGCUUCGCGACUUCAAGGCCGGCCUCAACGACUCCGGCAACAUCAUGUCAUCGUGGCGAGGUGCGGACUGCUGCCGGUGGAAGGGUGUCGUUUGCAGCAAUCGAACCGGCCACGUCGUCGCGCUCCGAAUCAACAGCCCAAUCAAUUCAUACACUUUAAUUGGGACCAUUGGAGGUGAGAUACGCUCCUCCUUGCUCACUUUACGGCAUCUGAAGCAGCUGGAUCUCUCAAACAAUGACUUCGGCGGCCAACCCAUCCCGGAGCACAUCGGCGCCCUCCGAAGCCUGACGCAUCUUGACCUCUCUUACUCUAAUUUCGGCGGCAGGAUUCCUCCCCACAUCGGAAAUCUCUCGAAUCUGCUCAGCCUCCAUCUCAACAGCUAUCCCUAUCACCCGCCGGAAAUUCAGGUCGUACCCCACUCGCAUGAUCUCGCAUGGGUGUCGCGCCUGAGGAAGCUGCAAGUUCUCAGCAUGUCUGGGGUGGACCUCAGCGCUGCCGUCGACUUGUUUCAGGCUGUCAACAUGCUCCCUGGUCUCAUACAUCUUGAUUUAAGUUAUUGUGGCCUUCAGAACACUAUGCCUCCCCCGUUGCAUUCCAACCUCACAUCGUUGGAGAGCCUAGACCUGCAGUAUAACCCCUUCAACACCUCUCUUGUAGCCAAAAAUUUGGUCUGGCUCUGGGAUCUUCCUAACCUCCAAAUACUCAUUCUAAGUACAUGUGGGAUCCAUGGUCCUAUCCCUGACAUAGUGGGGAACUUGACCUCCCUUCAAACUCUAUAUCUUGAUUCCAACCAAUUUACCGGCAUGGUGCCAUUGACCUUCAAGAAACUGAAGAAACUGCAGUGCCUCGAAUUAUCAGCUAACUUCAUCAACAUGGACGUAACAAAGCUACUGCAUCUGUUGCCUUCAAAUGAAUUGCAAAUGCUAUAUUUGAGCUACAAUUCUUUGACGGGGAGCUUGCCAGAUUGGAUAGGGCGCUUUAGCAGCUUGAAGGUGCUUUACCUCGACCAUAACAAGCUGUCUGGGGAGAUACCAGUUGGUAUACGGGAACUUAGAAAUUUGACAGAAUUAUGUCUAGACUCAAACAACCUACAUGGUACAGUCACCGAGGACUAUUUCACAAAUUUAACUACCCUACAGACCCUGUGGAUCUCUAAUAAUUCCUUAACCGUGAAGGUCGAUAGUACAUGGUACACUCCAUUCAGGUUGAUUUCAGCAGGCUUUAGCUCUUGCAUUCUAGGGCCCCAAUUUCCAGCUUGGCUUAUCCAACCAACAAUUAAGGUUCUUGAUAUUUCGAACACAAGCAUACAUGAUAACAUUCCUGCUGAGUUUUGGACUGGUAGUUCCUACUUGAGGUUGGAUAUGUCAAAAAAUCGACUUGUUGGCAUGCUUCCUAAGACCCUUGGUGACCUCCAACUAGAAAUAUUGGAUAUCAGUUCUAACGAGCUCACUGGUCCAAUUCCAACACUUCCCAAGACGCUCAGCUACAUGGACCUGUCUAACAACAAUCUAUCAGGCCCACCGCCAUCAGGCACCGAAGGGCUAAUGCUACAAGCACUGCUUCUCUUCAACAAUUCCUUGUCUGGGACCAUUCCCUGCUCCCUGCUUCAGUUGCACCUAUUGGAAUCUCUUGAUCUAUCAAACAACCUGCUACACGGGACAAUUCCUAAGUGCCCUCAAGGACACAAAACCUUGAGUAUUAUAACCCUUAACUUGGAAAGCAACAAUCUUUCAGGACCAUUCCCUAUGCUUCUCCAGAGGUGCAGAAGGUUAAUCUUACUUGAUCUGGCGUACAAUAAUUUUUCUGGGAGCCUACCAACAUGGAUCGGGUCAAGGUUACCACAAUUGGCACUUUUGCGGUUGCGCUCAAACAUGUUCUCUGGUGGCAUCCCUGGCCAACUAAGCAGGAUGAAGGGGCUUCAGUAUUUAGACAUUGCAUGCAACAACAUGUAUGGAAAUAUACCAGAGUCAUUUGGAAAUCUUACAGCUAUGACUCUUGCUCCCAAUGAUAGUGGUGCCCUUUUCGAACUUUUUGAAGCUGACUAUGGCUUGGACAACAUGGUCCCUAAAUAUUUUAGUGAUAGUUUAUUGGUUGACACAAAAGGUCAACAGCUUGAAUACACCAGUGGGAUCGCAUAUAUGGUAAACAUUGAUUUAUCUUGCAACGGUUUAACGGGGCAGAUUCCUUCAGAAAUUGGCAAGCUCGUUGCAUUGAAGAAUUUGAACUUGUCAUGGAAUAGUGUUAGUGGCAUAAUGCCCCAAAGUAUUGGUGAGCUACGGGCAUUGGAAUCAUUUGACCUGUCACAUAAUGAGCUAUCUGGUGAAAUCCCUACAAGUUUAUCAGCUCUAACAUCACUCAGCCUCCUGAACUUGUCAUAUAACAAUUUGACAGGAACAAUACCAUCUGGGAAUCAGUUAAGAACUCUUGACGACCAAGCAUCCAUCUAUAUCGGUAUUCCAGGUCUUUGUGGUCCACCUCUCACUAGGAGUUGCUCAGGAACUGACAAAACUACACUCGUCCCUAAAGAGCACGAAGGCAUGAGCGAUAUGGUUUCUUUUUACCUAAGUAUGUGCCUAGGAUUUGUGGUAGGUCUCUGGAUUGUUUUCUGUGGUUUCUUGUUCAAGAGAAAAUGGAGGAUUGCAUGUUUCUCAUUUUCGGAUCACAUCUAUGAUCGUGUUUAUGUGGAAGUCAGUGUGGGUUGGGCUUCAUUGGCAAGAAAAUUCCGUCAAGGAUAAGGCAACACUUGAGCUUCUCUCCGGGUACCUAUGCUAUGAGAAUAGUAUUAAUAAUUCUUGUUCUGUGGCAUGCUUUUCUUUGGUGUGUGAUUUAGUAUUGUCAUAUGUGUCAGUUAAUAUCUCUCGAAUGUGUAUGAAGGUAAACAUUUGUAACUAUUGUGGAACAUAUAGUUAUUCCAAACUACGAGGUUUAUGCUUUACACAUGUGAAUGGUUGUAUGAAUAGUUGAAUACACACAAGUGCUUCAAUUUGUAA
Lolium rigidum is the source of this 3131-nucleotide messenger RNA. Its product is annotated as receptor-like protein EIX1. Gene Ontology annotation, molecular function: protein binding. The coding region runs from base 6 to 2876 and encodes 956 amino acids. The transcript has a single exon. NCBI's taxonomy places the organism in Eukaryota, Viridiplantae, Streptophyta, Magnoliopsida, Poales, Poaceae. The record is from RefSeq and is a predicted model, not a curated record.